AAAGGAGAAGAAAAGGGAAGGGAAGAGAGAUAGAGAGUCAGACGACUGGUUCUUCCUUCGUUUACUGGUCGUCGCCGCGUCCUUCUCCAGCCUCCCAAAAGCGAGGGCGAAAAGGUGCUCGUUUCCUCGCCGCUGCUCCUCUUCUGCCCCCAGUAUUCGCCUUCUCCCUCGAGAGCUUGGCCUCGGAUUCGUUCCAAGCUUCUCCCCGGAGAAAACCCUCCCAAUCGAGGUCGCGGCAUCGAUGCUCGAAUGAGGAGGACCUAGUAAAGAUUGGGCUUUUGCUUGCUAGAUCAAGUUUGUGGAGUAGAAAUGCUGGAAGGUAGCAAAUUUCCUGGAAUUAUAGCAAGUGUCGGUGGGCUCGACACUCGGAGCACCUUCUAUGAUAUGGCUUACUACCGGCCGCUCGAGGAGGGAUCCAAUAUGUCUAUUGACAGUAUUAACAGUAUGCAAACUAGCAUUAAUGGUGGAUCUAUGGCCAUAUCAAGGGAAGUCAGUAGCAUUGGGUCGACUGACUCGCGUACUGGCAUCCUCAACUACCCAGGUCUCCGCCAGAUUGCUACUCCAAAUUAUUCAGUUGACCACAGUGUAAUGCGGCCUGGCAAGGUUAAUCCAGGCUUGACCGGUGAUGCAUUAGCCCAUGCCCUCAUGGACACAAAGCACCCCACGGAGACUCUACAAGGUUAUGAAGAAUGGACCAUUGAUCUUAAUAAGCUAAAUAUGGGUCUUCCGUUUGCUCAGGGAGCUUUUGGUAAACUAUAUAGGGGAACUUACAAUGGAGAAGAGGUUGCUGUUAAACUGCUAGAGAGGCCAGAUGAUGACCUAGAGAGGGCACAGUUGAUGGAACAGCAGUUUGUGCAGGAAGUAAUAAUGUUGGCUAAUUUGAAGCACCAAAAUAUUGUUAGAUUGAUUGGGGCAUGUAGGAAGCCUGUUGUGUGGUGCAUUGUUACUGAGUAUGCGAAGGGUGGUUCUGUUAGGCAGUUCUUAACGAAGAGGCAGAACAGAUCAGUGCCACUCAAGCUUGCAGUUCGACAAGCUCUUGAUGUUGCAAGGGGGAUGGCUUAUGUGCAUGGGCUAGGUUUUAUUCACAGGGAUCUCAAAUCAGACAACCUUCUUAUAUUCACUGAUAAAUCCAUAAAGAUUGCAGAUUUUGGAGUGGCCCGUAUUGAGGUCAAGCCAGAAGGGAUGACACCUGAGACUGGAACAUAUCGUUGGAUGGCUCCAGAAAUGAUCCAACACAGACCCUACGAUCAGAAAGUUGAUGUUUACAGCUUUGGCAUUGUGUUAUGGGAGCUCAUAACCGGCAUGCUUCCCUUUCAGAACAUGACAGCUGUGCAGGCAGCCUUUGCCGUCGUAAACAAAGGUGUCCGUCCCAUCAUACCCCAUGAUUGCCUUCCAGCCCUUUGUGAGAUAAUGACACGCUGCUGGGAUGCAAACCCUGAUGUGCGCCCCCCUUUCACGGACGUAGUGAGAAUGCUGGAGAGUGCAGAGAUGGAUAUAGUAAGCACUGUUCGUAAAGCUCGUUUUAGGUGUUGUCUGUCCGAGCCAAUGACCAGAGACUGAAAUCAGAAACAUGUCUAUGAAGGCUGUGAAAGAAACCGAAAAGGGCGCUGCGCUCAUUGUGUUCAGCAUGUUACUAGAAAACGUUCUCUAUGUGGAAUUUAGUUCUUACCUUCGCAAGGAAAGAUUAUUAUUUAGAUAAUCGUGCUUUUUGUUGGCAGCUUUGUUGUAUUAAAUUGCAUAGCCACUCUAUGAAAUUAAAGUCUUCUUUUCUUUACUCA
Molecule: messenger RNA, 1778 nt
Organism: Zingiber officinale
Lineage: Eukaryota; Viridiplantae; Streptophyta; Magnoliopsida; Zingiberales; Zingiberaceae
Product: serine/threonine-protein kinase STY13-like
Exons: 3
Coding region: 310-1560 (416 amino acids)
Biological process (GO): protein phosphorylation
Molecular function (GO): ATP binding; protein kinase activity
Source: RefSeq, a predicted model, not a curated record